ACGCACGGUGGUGAUGUAAUCGCGCGCCGGAAGAAGGAGGGCCGGCUCCGGGCGGCGGGAGGAUUUGGCGGUAGUGGCGGAGCGCGGCUGGGAGCGCAGCACCAUGAACGUGGGGCUGAGCGAGGGCGCCAUCGCGGCCAUAAUGCAGGGGGAGAACGUCUCCAAGCCGGUACUACAAGUCAUAAAUACACGGGCUAUUGCAACAGGAAAUGGGCCACCACGUUACCGAGUGCUGAUGAGCGAUGGGGUGAACACACUGUCCUCAUUCAUGUUGGCCACGCAGCUGAACUCUCUGGUGGAAGAGGAACGCUUAUCAGCACAAUGCGUUUGCCAGGUUAACAGGUUCAUUGUCAACAGCCUGAAAGAUGGAAGGAGAGUGGUUAUACUGAUGGAUUUAAAUGUUCUGAAAACUGCUGAUAAGGUUGGUGGGACUAUUGGCAACCCAGUGCCGUAUAAUGAAGGGCAAGGGCAGCAGCGUUCCUCAGCUCCAGCGGCAAACGCAGCACCCGGCAAACCACAGCAACCAAAUGGCAAUUUGUCAGUGGCAGGUUCUGCUGCUCCAAAGUACCACCCUCCCUCAAACCAGUUUGGUAAAUCAAGUGCUCCCAGCACCAUGAAGACACCAGGAGGAUCACAGGCCAAAGUAGUGCCGAUUGCCAGCCUGAAUCCAUACCAAUCCAAGUGGACCAUCUGCGCUCGUGUUACCCAAAAAGGCCAGAUCCGCACAUGGAGCAACUCCCGUGGGGAAGGGAAGCUCUUUUCUAUAGAGCUAGUUGAUGAAAGCGGUGAGAUUAGAGCUACUGCAUUCAAUGAUCAAGCAGACAAGUUCUUUCCGCUCAUUGAAUUGAACAAGGUAUAUUAUUUUACCAAAGGCAAUUUGAAGACUGCUAACAAGCAAUAUACAGCUGUUAAGAAUGACUAUGAGAUUACAUUCACUAAUGAGACUUCAGUUGUGCCCUGUGAUGAUGCCCAGCAUCUUCCAUCUGUUCAGUUUGAGUUUGUAUCCAUCUCUGACUUGGAGAACACACCCAAAGACUCAAUUGUUGAUGUAAUUGGAAUUUGUAAGAGCUAUGAAGAUGUCACUAAAAUUACAGUGAAAUCUAACAAUAGGGAGGUAUCAAAGAGGAACGUGUAUCUGAUGGAUACAUCAGGGAAGCUGGUGACAGCUACGCUAUGGGGAAACGAGGCUGAACAGUUUGAUGGUUCUAGACAACCUGUGAUAGCCAUCAAAGGAGCCAGAGUCUCUGAUUUUGGCGGUAGAAGCCUGUCUGUAAUGUCCUCGAGUACAGUUGUCAUCAACCCUGAUACCCCAGAGGCUUUUAAGCUCCGAGGAUGGUUCGACUCGGAGGGGCAGCUUCUGGAAGGUACCUCAAUCUCUGAUGUGAGGGGUGGGCCAGCACCUGGAGCAAAUACCAACUGGAAGACUUUGUAUGAAGCCAAAGCUGAGAACUUGGGCCAAGGAGAUAAGGCGGAUUAUUUUAGCUGUGUGGGCACGGUCGUACAUCUGCGCAAGGAGAACUGUAUGUACCAGGCAUGUCCCUCUCCGGAUUGCAAUAAGAAAGUGGUAGACCAGCAAAACGGACUGUAUCGUUGUGAAAAGUGUGACAAUGAGUUCCCCAACUUCAAGUACCGCAUGAUGCUCCUGGUGACCAUUGCAGACUGUCUGGAGUAUCAGUGGGUGACUUGUUUCCAAGAGGCAGCAGAAUUCAUCCUUGGACAAAAUGCAGCUUUCCUGGGAGAACUGAAGGAAAAGAACGAGCAGGCCUUUGAAGAAGUGUUCCAGAAUGCAAACUUCAACACGUAUGAGUUCAGGAUCCGAGUGAAACUGGAGACUUACAAUGAUGAAUCUCGUAUCAAAGCUACAGCAGUGGAUGUCAAACCUGUGAACUACAGAGACUACUGCAAGAGACUGAUCGCCAGCAUCAGGAGAAACGCUCAGCUAUGGUGAGGAGGCUGGUGCUGAGUGAAGCUAGGGCUUCCAGGAAAAGCUCAAUAGAUGAUAUUACACCAACUUUUUCCCCACUCUGUGUGUGACAAUUUGGCAUUAGUUACACCGUGCAUGGUAGUGCCGUGUAGUGGGUUAAG
This is a messenger RNA of Pezoporus flaviventris, 2085 nucleotides long. It is a transcript of the gene RPA1, whose product is annotated as replication protein A1. Gene Ontology annotation, biological process: meiotic cell cycle; telomere maintenance via telomerase; nucleotide-excision repair. The transcript is spliced from 17 exons. Gene Ontology annotation, cellular component: DNA replication factor A complex; nucleus. Lineage: Eukaryota; Metazoa; Chordata; Aves; Psittaciformes; Psittacidae. Bases 104 to 1948 code for a protein of 614 amino acids. The record is from RefSeq and is a predicted model, not a curated record. Gene Ontology annotation, molecular function: damaged DNA binding; single-stranded telomeric DNA binding.